Molecule: messenger RNA, 2823 nt
Organism: Diospyros lotus (date-plum)
Lineage: Eukaryota; Viridiplantae; Streptophyta; Magnoliopsida; Ericales; Ebenaceae
Exons: 17
Coding region: 98-2632 (844 amino acids)
Molecular function (GO): DNA binding
Source: RefSeq, a predicted model, not a curated record
AACAUUUGAGAAAUACAAUGACCAACACACUGGUGAAAUUGAAGGACCAACCAAACAGAGCAUUCACUUCACUUCACAUUGCGAGAAAAAUUGCUACAUGACGCGGGAUAGAUCGUGGCGAAACUCACCAGAGCCGUCCGAUUCCUGUCAGAUGGUCGCCGGAGAGUCGCCGGACUGGCUUCCCGCCGGCUGGACUGAGCAAUUCGUUGUCAAGGACGGCCGAGAGAUCAAGCACUACUUCAACACUGAAACUGGACAGAAAUUUUAUUCCAAGAAAGAUCUGAUUCGCUAUGUUGGAAUUGGCAAUGUCAGCUGCAAGACACCUGAACAAAAGGAUAACUUCGAAGAGAGGUGUUCAAAAAAGAAACCUAUGCGACUGGCAAUGAAAACAAAUGAAACACCUGAAUGGUUACCUCCUGGAUGGAUUAUGGAGUUGAAAGCUAAAAGCAGUGGAAAAAAGUACAAGUGCUAUGUUGAUCCAGUGACCGGGAACAAGUUUUAUUCAAAGCCAGAGGUGUCUAGGUAUCUCAACAGUAUGAAGGAUAACAGCUGUGUUUCGCAACAAAUAGAAAUUGGCACUGAUUCUGCUAGAAAUCUCAACAUGGAUCAAUUAACUGGAGCUGAAACUUCUAUGGAUCUGGAGCAGUCCCAAAAUAUGGAAACUCCGAACAAAAUAAGUUGUGCAUCAGAACAGAAUGAAAUAACAUUUAGCAAGCAGUCCUUGAGAAAGGGUGUGAUUGUGAUGACUAAACCUGAAGAGCUACCUCUGGGAUGGAUAAAAGAAGUCAAAAUGGAAAAGAAGGGAAAUGGGAUCAGAAAAGACCCAUACUACACUGAUCCUGUAACUGGAUAUGUAUUCCGCUCCAUGAAAGAUGCUUUGCGCUAUGUGGAAACUGGAGACAUUAGUAGGUGUGCUAUUAAACCAAAGAAGAGGGAACAAAUAGGAUUUUUAAAUGGAGAGACUUCUCUCAACAUGGAUCAAUUAACUGGAGUUGAAACUUCUACGGAUCUGGAGGGGUCUCAAAUUUUGAAAACUCCAAAGGAGAUAUGUUGUGCAUCAAAACAUAAUGAAAUAACCUUUAGGGAGCAGUCUUUGAGAAAGGCUGUGACUCUGGUGACCACACCUCAUGAACUACCUGCAGGAUGGAUAAAAGAAAUCAAAACUGAAAAGAAGGGAAAUGGGAUCAGAAAAGACCCGUACUACACUGAUCCUGUAAGUGGAUAUGUAUUCCGCUCCAUGAAAGAUGCUUUGCGCUAUGUGGAAACUGGAGAUAUUAGUACGUGUGCUAAUAAACCAAAGAAGAGGGAAGAAAUAGGAUUUCUAAAUGGAGAGACUUCUCUCAACAUGCAUCAAUUAACCGGAGAUGAAACUUCUAUGGAUCUGGAGCAAUCUCAAAAUAUGGGAACUCCAAAGGAAAUAUGUUGUGUGUCAGAACAGAAACAAGUGACGUUUAGCAAGCAGUUUUUGAGAAAGGGUGUGGUUGUGAUGACUACACCUGAUAAGCUACCUCCAGGAUGGAUAAAAGAAAUCAAAAUUCAAAGGAAGCAAAAUGGGAUCAGAAAAGACCCGGUACUGAAUCUUUACUACACUGAUCCUGUAAGUGGAUAUGUAUUCUUCUCCAUGAAAGAUGCUGUACGCUAUGUGGAAACAGGAGAUAUUAGUAGGUGUGCUACUAAACCAAAGAAGAGGGAAGAAAUGGGAUUUUUAAAUGGAGAGACUUCUCUCAACAUGGAACAAUUAACUGGAGUCAAAAGUACUGUGGAUCUAGAGCAGUCUCAAAAUCUGAAAAUUCCAAAGGGGGUAAGUUGUGCACCGAAACAGAAUCAAAUAACCUUUGGCAAUCAGUCUUUGAGAAAGGUUGUGAUGAUGGCUACACCUGAUGAGCUGCCUCCAGGAUGGACAAAAGAAAUCAAAUAUGAAAAGAAAGAAGAUGGGAUCAGAAAAGACCCGUACUACACUGAUCCUGUAAGUAGAUAUGUAUUUCGCUCUUUGAAAGAUGCUUUACGCUAUGUGGAAACUGGAGACAUUAGUAGGUGUGCUAUUAAACCAAGGAAAAGGGACGACAUCGGAUUUUUAAAUGAAGAGACUUCUAGGGACUCAACUGAGACUCUGCUAGAGGAGAAAUCGAUAGAGAAUGACAAGCGAAAGAAUAACAGCAGCAGUAGCAGCAACGAGUGCAGGUCUUCAAAACGACUUGCGGGGCUCAAACCUGAGAUGGCAGUCAACUUGGCGUUAGGUGAAUGCGUUCUUAAUGCUGCGGCUAGAAACUCUGGUAUACCUUGUUUGGAGUCCCUCGGCAAUGUAACUCAGAGCAGCUCUGAGACCAAGAAGCCCCCGGAGGAGCAGCAAAUAGAGAUUAAACACAAGGAAGACGCAGCAUCGCGAGGCAUCUAUUCGUUUGGGGAUUCUUGGUCAGAUCCAUGCCUAGAGUUUGCGGUUAAGACUCUCACGGGGGCAAUUCCCGUAUGGGAGGAUCUUGCAAAUGAAGAUGACGAUCCUUGGUUAUCCCCUCCGAAGCAAAGUGGUAUUUCAUCGCCCGUGGAAUCCCCAUCCGGCCUGCAGUUGCCGGUGAAUCAUCCUGGAAAUGUUCCUCGGCAACCUAGCUCGGCUGAUGAUCAUGGAACAAAAUGAACUCCUAAAGAAAGACGUGCAGAGUUUUUUGGGGCCUGAAAGAAGUGUGGCUGCUAGGUAUAUAGAGGACUGGUGGUGCUAGCUAUAGACACUGGAUUUUGUAAACUGAACUACUUACUCAUCAGUGCCUAUGUGCUUUUUGCUGUUUUGCUGACUCCUAUGGCCUUAGUGAAUGGCUUCAGUAUUUUGUA